AUUGAAGGGGGGGGAAAGAAUGAUAAAGAAGAGUGGCAAGAUCUUGUCUUGUGCCUGCCCCUCUCUGUUAAGCAACAUGACUGUUCAAUAUCUAAAAAGAAAGGACAUGAAGGAAGAUAGAAUAAGCCAAUUACCAGAUGAUUUGAUCAGUCAGAUACUUUCUCAUCUACCCACAAAGGAUGCUGUCCAGACAAGCGUUUUGUCCACCAGAUGGACAAGUCUCUGGCUUUGGCUUCCUCGUUUGGAGUUGUCGUCUUGGAACAUCCCAGAUUACAAUGCCAUGAGAAGUUCUGGUGACAGAUUUUUUGAUUCCAAUAGGGUUACAUCCAUAGACGUGCUCAAGUUAAGUAUUGUUUCCGGUGAAUAUAGAAACAUAGUUAACGAUGUCUCUUAUCUUACGUCAUGGAUUGCUGCUGCGAUUAAGCGUAGGAUCCAACAUCUAGAAGUUAAGCGUGAACCAUAUAAUUCUACGUAUCUUUAUGAGAUCCCUUUAAGCCUUUAUAAUUGUGACAGACUGGUAUCCUUGAAGCUUGAGAGAGCGGCAUUGGCUAGUGCCGAGUUUGUUUCCUUACCUUGUUUGAAGACUAUGCAUUUACGCAACAAUAGAUUUCCUAAUGAAACCACUUUCGAGGCACUUGUUUCAUGUUGUCCUGUCUUAGAAGAGUUAGAGAUUUUCGAUUUUUUUGAUCUUCUUAAAGUCUAUCGGGUGCAUUCUCAGUCACUGAAGAGGUUUGCUUUCAGACGGUUACGUUCAAAGAAGUUUUAUUUUGUUCCUGGACUUGUCAUUGAUGCUCCUCGGCUAUGCGGUUUGGAAAUAUUGGAUAGAGUAUCGAAUAUUUGGAAUAUCAUUAUAACAAACAGUCUUGGGUCCAUUGCCAAGUUACAUAUUACUCUCAGCUUUGGAUUGGGGGUUGACAACGAAGAAAGUGAUUCAUCGUGGAGUAGUCGCAUCCGCAGUUUUUUGUCCAAGAUCUCGAGGGUAAUGGAUAUGACCAUAUCUGCAGAAACUUUCAAGGUCAUUCAUCAGUAUUCCAAAUUAGAACCGCUGCCACCAUUUGGUUACAUGACACGCCUGUGCCUUCGUCUCCGUACAUCCGAAGUGAAAUGGUUGCCAACAUUCCUUGAGAGCUGCCCGAAUCUGAAAUCUCUCGUCUUGGAACGGGAUGAUAGUAUGUUAAGGGGAAGUGAACAUCUGCCAUGCGAAGAGAUGAAUCAAAUCAGUUUUGCAUCUGUGCCGGAGUGUUUGCGAUCAUCUCUCGAGUUUGUUGUAUUCGAAUUCCUAGGAGCUGUUGCUGAUUUUAAGCUAGGAAAGUACUUCCUAGAGAAUUCGGCAGUCCUCAAGAAGCUCACUCUACUUUCGUAUUCAUAUAAUGCAACUAAAGCUGAACUCUUCAAGAAAUUCCUCAGAUUGCCAAGACGCUCUCAUAAAUGUGAAGUCGUCACAAUUUGAUUGGUAAAGGUUUUAUGAUAUUUAGUGUAGAGAUAACUAAAAUAUGAGUAGUACUUGCUAUUUCCUAAUAAUUGGUUUCUAAA
Messenger RNA from Capsella rubella, 1533 nucleotides. Its product is annotated as putative FBD-associated F-box protein At5g53635. Gene Ontology annotation, molecular function: protein binding. The record is from RefSeq and is a predicted model, not a curated record. NCBI's taxonomy places the organism in Eukaryota, Viridiplantae, Streptophyta, Magnoliopsida, Brassicales, Brassicaceae. The transcript has 4 exons. Bases 20 to 1450 code for a protein of 476 amino acids.